CAGUGCGGAAGUAGGAAGGGGGAAUUCCUGGUGCAAGCUAAGAUUAAGCAAUCGUUGUCACUUUGACAGCAGAAAGCGUUUACCACUUCAUAAUGUCCGAAAAUUAUCGCUGCAUAUUAUUAUAUCUGAUCUAGAACUGGUGUCAGUUGCUUGUUCAGCAACAAUCAACCAGAGCUAUCUUGCUAGCCAGGCUUCUAAUCACAUACCUAGCUUGGUUAAUUAGCUAGUUGGCAAACUUUACUAGCGUGCCCAACGCUUCAACAGAACAAGCAGCAGCAUGGUGCAGCCCCAGGCAGACAUUACCCUGCACUGGGAGGUGGCUGGGGGCGAGGGGGGCGGGGCUCUUCGAGUUCCACCUGAACUGGCAUCCAAUGAGGUGGUUACAAGACUGCUGGGUGACAACCAACAGCUCAGAGAGGCGUUGCGGUGCAGUAAUCAGGCACUCCGUGAGCGCUGUGAAGAGAUGGAGGAAUGGCAGAGGAGGUCCAGGGAGGAGAGGGAGUUCCUCAGCUGUCGUUUCCAGGAGGCCCGGGCGCUGGUGGAGAGACUGGCCAGAGAAAAUCACAGCCUCUCCAGUCUGAUCAACCCCCCCAACUCUGGAUCCAACCCUGGAGCUGAUCCCGGCCUGCUGGUCAACGGGCCCAGCUCCAGUCCAGCCAACUGCAGCUCCAACGGGCCUCCUGCUGGGGAGAGAAGUGGGGGAGACCAGGGGAGGAAGAGCUCAGAGACCAACGGACCGAUAGCAUCCCCUCUGACAGCUGAAAAGAGAGGGAUGGAGAGAGGAGGGGAAAAUGAACAGAUGAUGAUCAGCAGCUUGCCUACAGAGGGUGGGAACCAGGUUCUUCUGCUGCUGAAAGGCCACAGAGAGCAAUUGGAAGAAGGGAUGAGAGAUCUUCGGAGGAGGAAUGAAGAAUUGGAGAAGGAAAGGGAGACAGGAGAGAGGGAGCGAGACGAGCUUCGUCGCUCUGUUGAAGAACUCAGAAUCAAACUGGUUCAGGCACAGAGUGGUGUCAUCACAGUGGAAACACCUCAGCGUUCUGAUGCCCCCCCACAAUCUGACAGCUCCCACCUUGCCAAACUCACAGAACAGCUGCAAGCCACACAGGGCAGACACAGAGAGUUGCAGGAGAAGUUAGAUUCCCUCCAGAAGAGGUCUGCUCAGACAGACCGGGCUGAAGUAAUGCUGAAACAGAAGGAUAAAGACUGUAACCAGCUGGCUAAGGAUGCUGAGGCCCUGAAAGCCCAGGUGACAUCUCUCCUGGGAGAACUGAGAGAGAGGCAGAGUUGUCUUGAACGGAGUCAGGAAGACCGCAGCAUCCAGGAAAAAAAGCUGAACAGUGCUCUGGAGGCAUUAGCAGCAUGUGAGAGGGAGUUGGAACAACAGAAGACACAGCAUUCUGUCACUGUGGAUAAACUCCUGCUGCAGAAACAGAACUUAGAGACCGCCCUCAAGACUGACCGACUGGUCAUCACAGAGGAGAGGAGGAAGUUAGCCCAGCUGCAGCAUGCAUACACCUGUCUGUUCAGAGACUAUGACUCCAAACUCAAGAAUGAGGAUGGAGAUGUGUGUGGGCGUCUGGAGGAAGCAGAGAGGGCUUUGGCUCUGAAACAGGAUCUGAUUGACAAGCUGAAGGAGGAGGUGGAGCAACAGAGAGGAUCCCUGGAGACUGUCCCUGUUUUGACCGCACAGGCUGAGAUCUACAAGGCUGACUUCCUGGCGGAACGAGAGGCCAGAGAGAAACUCAACCAGAGGAAAGAGGAGCUCCAAGACCAGCUGAACACGGCCCACGCUGAGAUAGAACGCCUCAAACAGGAAGGAACCUCACGGGCUCGUAUGGAGGAGAUGCAGCAAAGACACUUGGGACCCCACAUCCCUCCACAGCCAGGUGCGUUCCCUGGGGGUGCGUUCAACACAGCCCCUCCCCCUUCCUCUUUCCGUAGUGUGGGGUUGGCUGGCGGAGUGGUGGUGGGUGUACCUGGAGGCGGGGCUGAGGAGCUUCCAGACUACCGCUGUCCAAAGUGCCAGUACCAAGCCCCAGACAUGGACACCCUGCAGAUACACGUCAUGGACUGCAUCCAGUAACACUCAGAUAUACACACAAGCACAAACACACAUUAGGACUGCAUCCAGUAACACUCAGAUAUACACACAAGCACAAACACACAUUAGGACUGCAUCCAGUAACACACUCAGAUAUACACACAAGCACAAACACACAUUAGAUCUGCAUCCAGUAACACACUCAGAUAUACACACAAGCACAAACACACAUUAGAUCUGCAUCCAGUAACACACUCAGAUAUACACACAAGCACAAACACACAUUAGAUCUGCAUCCAGUAACACACUCAGAUAUACACACAAGCACAAACACACAUUAGAUCUGCAUCCAGUAACACACUCAGAUAUACACACAAGCACAAACACACAUUAGGACUGCAUCCAGUAACACUCAGAUAUACACACAAGCACAAACACACAUUAGGACUGCAUCCAGUAACACUCAGAUAUACACACAAGCACAAACACACAUUAGGUCUGUGUGUUCUGCCUGUCCUGUUCCCAAAUGGGCACUAUGUCACUUAAUGACCAAUGGACUGGUCUAAAAUGUGAAGUCAGCCCGCAUAGGGCACCGGACUAUGCAGAACCAACCGGCCCACUCAGUCACACACAGGUUUUACCAUGCAGAACCAACCGGCCCAGUCAGUCACACACAGGUUUUACCAUGCAGAACCAACCGGCCCAGUCAGUCACACACAGGUUUUACCAUGCAGAACCAACUGGCCCAGUCAGUCACACACAGGUUUUACCAUGCAGAACCAGUCAGUUACACAAAGCUUUUUGUCUGGAUAAAAAAACAAGACAUGAUCACCAAACAUUUUCAGUGGUCUUCCUUUUGGCAGCCAUGACAAAAUGUUGCUUUUUUUAUACACAUUUGCCAUGGGGCUGACAAAUGUUGCAGUUUAAACAAUAAUUUCCUGCAGUUCUAAAUAUUUUACCUUUUUUGAAACUGCUGGAGUGACUCAAACAUUGAAACAAAGUUACCAUGUCAUGACAGAAGUACUCCCAAUUCCAUGAUUCUUCCAUGCAAUAAUGCUUUUAUUUUGGUUAAUUGUUAGUUCUCUGUGAUUAUUUUAUUUAGAAGUACUAUUUAUAUAUAGUAUUUGUCGAUCUUGAUUAUCGUGUUAAGAUUUGAUGUUAAGACUUAAUCUGAUUUGUUUUUAUUAAGUUUACACCCUCUCCAAAACAAACCUGCACAUUGUCUCUCUUUUUCUCUCUCACACAAACAAACACACACACACACACACACACACACACACACACACACACACACACACACACACACACACACACAAAUACACCCCCAGCUAGAUGGAUUGCAGGAAGUGGGAAGAAUGACAAACAGUAGGUAAUCUGUAUGAUGACAUUGUCAUAGGCCUUCCUCACAAAUCUCUCCAACUCCUCGAUCCCUUCCUUUCUCACUCGACUGAUAGAUCAUGUGUGAAUGACCCCUGACUUCUGACCCCAAGCCCUGCGUCUGUGUAUCUGGGCAGCCAGUCUGUCUGUCUGAGUCUGUCUGAGUCUGUCUGAAUGUAAGCAUAUGAUAAUCCACCAGGUUUGCGUGUGGGAAUGUUAUCUGUAACGAGAGGAAGGAAAGACACUGUUUUAAACUGUGUUGGAGACAUAAUAAAUAUAUAAAUAUAUCUACA
Molecule: messenger RNA, 3711 nt
Organism: Esox lucius (northern pike)
Lineage: Eukaryota; Metazoa; Chordata; Actinopteri; Esociformes; Esocidae
Gene: ikbkg
Product: inhibitor of nuclear factor kappa B kinase regulatory subunit gamma
Exons: 15
Coding region: 278-2083 (601 amino acids)
Biological process (GO): positive regulation of canonical NF-kappaB signal transduction
Cellular component (GO): IkappaB kinase complex; nucleus; cytoplasm
Molecular function (GO): K63-linked polyubiquitin modification-dependent protein binding
Source: RefSeq, a predicted model, not a curated record